Alternaria ethzedia is the source of this 1176-nucleotide messenger RNA. RefSeq lists its product as uncharacterized. The record is from RefSeq and is a predicted model, not a curated record. The transcript has 2 exons. The coding region runs from base 1 to 1176 and encodes 391 amino acids. Lineage: Eukaryota; Fungi; Ascomycota; Dothideomycetes; Pleosporales; Pleosporaceae.
AUGAACAGUUACAACGACACAUCAUCAGAAUUAAACUUCGACUAUGACUAUACCGCGAUGAAAGAUUACGUUGCAGCCGGCCAACAAACCCGGUGGCACAGACAUUGCAUCAUGAAGAAGCAAGGGUACCCGGAUAUGGAUAUUUGGAUUACCAUGCAGUACAGAGGUGACAACAUGUGGCCUAAGGUGGGUGUAACCAGCUCAGAUAUGGCGCUUGCCAAUGGAUACCGACUUGGUAUCAUUCGUAUGGAGCGCGAUCUCAUUGACAGCACAUUCAUCUCUAUCACUGCAAGCAACGGCGAUCCAAUGUGGAACCCAUCGAACUCUACUCCGCAGAUAGAGUUCUGCAUCGGAGACUACGAACGUUACCAGGAUGAUGUCGUACUUGAACCUUACAAACUACCACUGCCAGCUGUGUCUGCAUUCGCUUGCUUCAAGUCGACGUCUGACAUUACCCGUAUUGGCGAAAUCGAUCGACUUGGACUGAUAAACGGGACAAUAUCCCACUGCAAACUGAGCUAUUGUGCGAAGCGAUACUCCGGUACCACUGUACGAAACACGAUCGUAAGCUACGACUCAGUGGAAGAAUGGCCACUGCACCCGACUGGCGACCCGUAUAAGGCAGGAUCAGGAUAUGACCAGUCGUUCCGCGCAGAAGGCCUGAACGAGACAUUCUACAUCGGCAAUCAUUCGCCCUCUUGGCUCGGCUCUGCCGCAGCAAGAAUUCUCAAAUCUACCACACUGAGCACGUACUUCAUGACAUACCACAAGCGUCACACAUGGGCCGAAUUUUUCCGAGGCUUUGCAGAAGUAGGAAGCAAAGUCAUACAAGGCCCCGGCAACUCCGCAGCUAUCAACAACACCAGUGAAGCUUACGGACCAGAUAUCUUUGUUGAUGUGAGAUGGGCUUGGCUUGCGUACCCGUUGGCGCUUCUCGUUUACUCUGCACUGUUUCUCUCUCUGACGGCGCUGGGUAGCAGAAGACGUUCCUACCUCUUCAAGAACUCGAUACUGGCUGUGCUUGUUCACGGACUGGAGGGCUGGAACGCUGCGGAUUGUCCUGAGCUGCUUACCGUAGCGAAAGAGAGGAAUAGUGACCUGAAACGAGCUCUGGAACCGGCAAAGGCGUCUUUCGCUGAGAAUGACGACGGUUUACUGAAGCUCAAGCGUGACUGA